Messenger RNA from Neoarius graeffei (lesser salmon catfish), 3468 nucleotides. It is a transcript of the gene rigi, whose product is annotated as RNA sensor RIG-I. Gene Ontology annotation, cellular component: cytoplasm. The record is from RefSeq and is a predicted model, not a curated record. Lineage: Eukaryota; Metazoa; Chordata; Actinopteri; Siluriformes; Ariidae. The coding region runs from base 248 to 2932 and encodes 894 amino acids. Gene Ontology annotation, molecular function: single-stranded RNA binding; ATP binding; zinc ion binding. The transcript is spliced from 20 exons.
CUGCGGCGAUACAGCAGCUACAUAGUCCACUUCUUACGACCCUCUAACAUCCGGACAUUUUUGAUAACCUACCUGGAUGAAGUCAGAAUGUCUUCUAAAGAAUGGAAUAGCAGCAAUGUCCCUGAUGAAACAUCUGACUGAUUAAAACUAAGUAAGGGGAUCUAGCUGAAGACUGAAUUUAGGCAAAUACAAAAACAAUGUGACCAAGUCUGUAGAGAAGAUCUUAUCGGAGGAGAGGUCAUCAAGGAUGGUGGCAGCUCAGAUGAUGCUGGACAAGAUGUUGGCCAUGGAUGAGGCCGGCUGGUUCCAGGCCUUCCUGGACACGCUAAAGGUUUUGGAGUACACAGGUCUCCACAUGGCAAUCACGAACUGGGAUUUUAGCGAGCUGGAGGCUCUGAGUCCUGCCAGGAAGUUGCUGGAUCAAGUCGAGAUGUCCAUCACCAAAAACAUGAAACCCAGAGAGCUGCUGCCACACAUGAGUGACUGUCUCACACAGCGAGAGUGUGAGGAGAUCAUUUCGGUGGAGAACCAGAGGGGGUGUAUUGCAGCGAGUGAGCGGUUAGUGGAAAGUCUGAGAUACUGCGAUAAACCAAACUGGUUUAAAGUGUUUAAACUCGCACUGGAGAACUGCAGCCAGACUCUCGCUCUCCAGCUGCUCGAGCCUGAUGAGAAUGGGAACAGUGUUCAGGACUGUGUGGAGGAUGACAUAGUUAUGCCAAUGGUGUGUUUUGAGUACAGAGAGGAUGGUGAGAGUGACAACCUGAUGAGCAGCAACAGUGAGACGAGUGUGACUGAGCAGUGUGUCGAGGGUGCUCAGGGGGGCAUGGCCAGUGUGUGUGAGAGACAUACAGAGAAGAAAUUGAGAGAGUAUCAGAAAGAGCUCGCUACAACCGCAUACAAUGGCCUCAACACCAUCAUCUGUGCUCCAACAGGUUGUGGUAAAACUAUUGUUGCUGUGGCGAUCUGUGAGGAUCACCUCAAGAAAUAUCCUGAGAAGGCCAAAGUGGUUUUCAUGGCAACCAAAGUAGAGGUUUAUAAACAACAAUACAACCUGUUCAAGGAUUACUUCAGCAAGGAGCCAGACAUCAGGGUGACAGGCGUGUGUGGGGAAAUGGAGGACGUGCACCUUCCCACCCUGGUGUCCAGCAGUGACGUGCUGGUGAUGACUCCUCAGAUACUGGUGAACGCUUUACAGCGUGGUGAGGUGGCUUCUCUAAACACCUUCACACUGCUGCUGCUGGACGAGUGUCACAACACCACUGGCAAACACCCGUACAACAUCAUCAUGAGCCACUACAUCGACGCCAAACACAGCAUGCCCACACACACACUGCCUCAGGUGGUUGGCUUCACUGCAUCUGUUGGUAUUGGGAGUUUUAAGAAUGUGCCAGAGGCUGAGAACAACAUCUGCCAGCUGUGUGCUAACCUGGAUGCCCGGGUCAUCACCACGGUUACCAAGAAUAUCAAUGAGCUGAGGUCAUUUGUGCACACACCUGAGAAAGACUUUUUUCCGGUCACACCGCGCACCUCAGAUCCCUUCAUCCUCAUCAUCAAAAACAUCAUGAAGGAAAUCGAACGGCUGGCAAUAAAUGUCUACAAAAUUGACACUCUGUCCCAGGUACAAAGAGGUGAUUAUGGCAGCCAGAUGUAUGAGCAGUGGAUUGUGGAUGUACAGAAACGUUGCAAACUGCUACGGUUCACUGACCAUGAGGAAGAGCGCAAAAUCUGCAGAGCACUAUACACCUACACUGAACACCUCAGAAAAUAUAAUGAUGCUCUGAUCAUUAAUGAGGAUGCUCGCACUAAAGAUGCACUGGACUACAUGGACUUGUUCAUCAAGGACAUCAGUAACGCCACCCCAGACUCCACCGAGUGCAAGCUCAUUAACUUGUAUAGAAUGGAGCAUGAGCAACUGCGCAAUUUAGCCACUGAAGGACAACAAAAUCCCAAACUGCAGGAGCUCAAAUUCAUCCUGGAUGAAGAAUACAGCAAUAACGAUCAGACUCGCACGGUGUUGUUUGUCAGGACCCGCGCCCUUGCUGAUGCUCUGAAAAAGUGGAUUGAGGAGACAGAUUCACUGAGGUUUCUGAAGCCUGGAGUUCUGAUUGGAAAAGGAAGAAGAUCACAACUGACAGGCUCAGGUAUGACUCUGACAGGACAGAAGGGUGUGCUUGACUCCUUUAAGAGCUCUGAGUCCUCUUCCCAGAGUAAGAUUCUCAUCGCCACCUCCGUUGCUGAUGAGGGUAUCGAUAUCCCACAGUGCAACCUGGUGCUCAUGUACGAGUACGUUGGCAAUGUCGUAAAGAUGGUGCAGGUUCGAGGUCGGGGCAGAGCUCAGGGCAGCAGGUGUUUUCUGAUCUCCAGUAGACAGGAGCGCAUUGACAAAGAGAAACUAAACAUGGAGAGAGAGAAGUUGGUGGAGGUGGCUAUUAAAAAGCUGCAGAACUCACCUGACGACCUGUGUGCCAAGGUGGAUCGGUUCCAGAAGGAGGAUGUGGCCCGGAGAGCCCAUAUGAACUUGAGUGUAGAGAAAACUCGGACUGAGGGCAGUUACCAGCUCCUGUGUGGAAGGUGCAAGAAGUUUGCCUGUUUCAGUGAUGACCUGCGUGUGCUACAGGAAUCUCACCACAUCGUGCUGGAUCACUCCAUAUUCAAGCGCUGUCUCACUAAACCACACGAUAAAAUCAAGACCUUCAACAACAUUACCAAAAAGGAUAAGAUGUUUUGUUCUGAUUGUAACCAUGACUGGGGCAUCAUUGCCUCCUACAUGAAUAUACAGGAUUUGCCAGUGGUGAAGAUUGAAAGUUUCAUUGUUCAGGACCAAGUGACGAAGAAACAGCAGUUUUUCAGGAAAUGGCGUGACGUCACAUUCCAUAUACGAGAGUUUGAUGUGACAGAGAUGUCAGUGGAGAAGCAGGAGCCGAGAACAUAGAGACAAAACUGAGAUUAUAAACAUCUGAAACUGCCAGCCUCUCUCUCUCUCUCUCUCUCUCUCUCUCACACACACACUUGUGUUAAUAUCGUACGAUCAUAUUUAUUAAGACAAGUACUAUUUACUGGAGUUUUAGUGAUGUUUUGCACUGGUGGGCGGGGCCAAUUUGCUAGGCAAUUGUGAGGUUUUAGUUGAAAUCACACACAGCUGAUUGGCUGAAGCACUUUACUGAGUAAAGCUUCUGCUUGUUUUAUUUCUUCAAAUAUUUCAGAAGGCACUAUGUUUGCAAAAUUGUUUUAUGAAAUUACAAAGUCAGUAAUUAUUGAACAACUAUUGGCUUUGAUAAUUUUUCAUUAAAUUAAGCCAUGCCCCCAAUGCAGUCCUUUGAGAGGGAAAUGAAAAAAGAUCACAGAUAAAGUGCACAACUGUAAUAACACCGUUUGUGAUGAUUUCUACUUUAUCAUUUUACUAAUGUAACAUUUUUAUCUCAAGAUCAUGACUUAAGCUAAAACCACAAUAAAUUGUUAAUUUUUAAA